AUGGUUAAAGAAGAUAGAUACAAUUGGCGGUUUACAGGAAUUUAUGGGCAUCUAGUCCAGGACAAUCGGUGGGAAACAUGGGAACUUAUAGGAAGACUCCAUAGUAUUUUCGAUCUUCCUUGGAUUUUGGGUGGUGAUUUUAACGAGAUUCUUUUCAAUUCUGAGAAGUUGGAAGGAGUUCCGAGGCGACAGAGCUUGAUGCAAAACUUUAAGGAUACGUUGGAUUUGUGUGGUCUUUUGGAUCCGGGCUUUGUUGGAGAUAUUUUUACGUGGUGCGAUGGACAUAAGUAUAGACAACCUAUUUGGGAGAGAUUGGACCGGUUCCUUAUCAAUACAGCGAUAUUCCAGAUCCAGGAGACAUUAGAAAUUCGGCACCUAGAAUUCUUAGCAUCAGAUCAUAGGCCCAUUCUCGCCGAAUGGUUGGGAGUAGGCGAGGCUACAGUGGGGAGAAGGAAGGGCCGUAGACCACACCGGUUUGAAGAGCAGUGGUUUUCGUUUCAAGAGUGCAAGGAGAUCGUAAGAAGAGUUUGGGCAGUGCAAGGUGACCUUUGUGGAACCGUUUUCCAAGGUAAGAUAAAUUCAUGUCUAGAAGAGUUGAUUAAAUGGAAUGUGGGUAGAUUGGGCGGAUCCCUUCGGGGGGCCAUUAUGAGGAAAGAGGUGGAGAUCCAACGGAUGGUUAAGGACGGAGCUACUGGCUGGAGGGAUAACCUUUGGGAGGCUAAGCGGGAUCUUGAAAAGUUGUUAGAGGAAGAAGAGACGUACUGGAGGCAAAGCCCCAGUAACCAGGAUAUGGGCCCGGUGUUGGAUUCCAUCACGCCAAAGCUGAAUGAAGAACAUACCAAUAGGCUUCUAAGGCCAUUUAUGGAGGAAGAGGUUAGGAAGGUGGUAUUUGAGAUGCCACCCUCAAAAGCCCCAGAUAUUGGCCAGUUAAAUAAGACUUUUAUUGUUCUGAUAACUAAGCACAAGGACUCGAAGAGGAUGAAAGACUUUCAUUCUAUUAGCCUUUGUAAUGUCAUAUGUAAUGUCAUAUAUAAGAUUAUCUCGAAGGUUUUGGCUAAUAGGCUCAAACAGGUUCUCAAUGAGCUCAUAUCCCCUACUCAAUCAGCCUUUGUGCCAAGUAGACUUAUAACGGAUAAUGCUAUUAUGGGGUUUGAAUGUAUCCAUUCUCUUUAUGGUAGAAUAAAGGGCAAAUUAGGAGCUGUAGCGUUAAAGUUAGACAUGUUGAAAGCAUACGAUAGAGUCGAAUGGAGAUAUCUGCGAUUGGUCAAUAAAAGCCGUAGCGAAAUUUUCAGCGCCAUAGUGGAUAGAGUGUGGAAGAAACUUCAAGGCUGGAAGGGAAAGCUUUUUUCGAUGGGUGGCAAGGAGGUCUUAAUCAAGACUGUUGCACAAGCUAUACCGAAUUAUACUCUGAGCUGUUUUAAACUUCCUGUUUCUAUCUGUAAUGAACUACACCAAAUCUAUAAUAGGUUUUGGUGGGGUUCUUCUUCUGAGGAUAGGAAAAUACAUUGGCAAAGUUGGAAACUUCUGUGUAUCCGAAAGGACCUAGGGGGAAUGGGAUUCAGGGAUAUAAGCAUUUUCAAUCAGGCUAUGCUGGCCAAACAGAGUUGGCGAAUACUUCGACAUCCGGAUAGUCUGUUGGCCAAGACCCUUAGAGGAAAAUAUUUCAAGACAGGAUCGUUUUUGCAAGCUAAGUUGGGAGCUAGGCCUUCUUAUGCCUGGAGGAGUAUCUUGUGGGGAAGAGAUUUAUUUAAAAAAGGGUAUCGAUGGAAGGUGGGCAAUGGUUUUAGUAUUAAUUUAAGUUCAGAUCCUUGGCUUCCUAGAGAUGGUAAUUUUUCCCCUGUUUUUACCCAUAUCCAUGUUCGAAACUUCUCGGUAGCUUGGCUAAUGGAAGGGAGGGGCCGAUGGGAUGAAAUUAAAGUUCGUGAAAGUUUCAUUGUUUCGGAAGCUGAUAUUAUUUUACAAACUCCUUUGCCGAGUCAAGACAAGGAUGAUGAAAUCAUUUGGGGAAUGGACAAGACGGGUAUCUUCUCGGUUAGGAGUGCGUAUCAUCUGGGGAUUCAAUUGAUGCUGAAACUUCUUCCUCAAAUUCAGACACUCAAGCUAAGCGUUGGAAGAGACUUUGGAAAGUUAAUGUUGCCCCAAAAAUCAGAAUCUUGUGCUGGAAAAUAA
Messenger RNA from Momordica charantia (bitter melon), 2169 nucleotides. NCBI's taxonomy places the organism in Eukaryota, Viridiplantae, Streptophyta, Magnoliopsida, Cucurbitales, Cucurbitaceae. The record is from RefSeq and is a predicted model, not a curated record.